AUGCUCGACACGGAAAACCUGCGCACAGCGUCGUUGUACAUCAACAACCAGCUGCUGUCAAGAGGACUCCUCAAGGAUGGGCAGAGCAUCGAUUUUACAGACCCAUGCCGGCCUGGGAGCGACGGUGCCGCCACGAUGGGCCGCAUAAUGAGUGUCGUCAACGAUUUAAUAUUACGACGUGAUCGCGACGCCGAACACCGUGAGACUCUAUCAACAACGAUGCGUUCCCUGCGCGCCGACAACCUCAGACUCACAAAAGAUGUGAACCAGCUCACCGAGAAGAACGAGGAGGCACAGAGGAAGGUUGGCCUGGCCGACGCGUCGGAGGCUUCCCUAAAGCUGCAGCUCAAGUCGGCCGACUCUGCGGCCCGCAGGCUCAAGGAGGAGGUGGCGCGGACAAAGACGCUCGUGGCCCAGGCCAGGGCGACGUGUGCCAACGACGUACGCCGUCGCGACCGGCAGAUUGACACCCUCAAGAAGCAGCUGGGCGAGGCCGGCCGGGCGCGCGGGGCGAGGACGAACCCGGCCAUUACGACCAUCAGCGUUACUGGCGACUUCGGCGGCAGUGAAAAGGGGGGCCCGCCCACAGCCCAUGGAAGCCUAUCGGGUGACGACUAUAGCCUGCGGAGCGAGACCAACGCCUUCCUGGCCAAGCUGGUGCAGGACCUGAGCCAGGAGAAUGAGGCCAUCCUGGUAGCGAUGCACCACACGAUAGACGAGCUACGGCAGAUGAGCGGGUGGGAGCGCGAAGCGGGCGAGGGCGACUCGGUAGUCAAGCAGCCCAGCUGGCAGGAGAUGGCCGUGGAGCUGGACACGGUGCUUGACCAUAUGAAGAACAUCCUGACGAACCCGUCGUUCGUACCCAUCGAAGAGGUGGAGAUGCGCGAGGAGGAAAUCAACCGCCUCAAGGAAGGGUGGAUCAAGAUGGAAAACAGGUGGCGCGAGGCCGUCCACCUCAUUGACGGCUGGCGCAAGAGGAUGGCUGCCGACGGGAAACCCGUGUGCGACGAGGAGCUACAGAUGGGCCUGCGUCUGAGUCCCGUGCGAUUAAGGAGUGCUGGUGGCGUGGACGGCGCCCACAACCUUGAACUCUCCGAUGUGGCCGAGGAGGAGGAUGAGAUGGAGGAUGUCCAGCCGUCACCCUGCCCAUCAGCCGAGGAGCCAGCCAGCCAUGUGUCGCACGACGACGAAGCCAACGGCGACAGGAGGCCACUGGAUCUUCUUGGUCGGCGCGGACCGGUGAGGUUCGGGCAAACCGACCCCGGAGACCGCAUCCAACGUCCGGAACCGGAGCAGGCGGCUGCACCCAACCCCGAGCCAGACUCGCCCCGCAGCUCGUCGCCACUGCCCGAGCCGCCACAGAUCAGCCCGCUACGCGAUCUGCCAUCUGCCGGGAACCGCGGGUCGGAUCGGGCCAAGACCCUGAGGAGGCGUCCUCGCGAGUUCACCGCAGCAACGACGACAUCCGAGAAAAAUACGAGGGAACCUGUGCAGAAAACCAAUUUACGAGCUGCUCGCGUAUCCGAUCACGCGGCAACAAGAAGUUAUCUCAAUAACCAAGGCGAGAUGCCUCGUUCGCCAUCAAGAUCUUCCCUAGACGAGGCCCUCCUUUCUCGGUCAGAGGAUAUGGACCAAGAGGAGGAUCGAGAAGAGAAGGAAGAUGAGCCAGCGGAUUACAAUGCCGGUCUAGGUGAGGUCGAGGACGAGGUCGAGGACGAGGACGAAGACGAGGACGAGAUGGCCACGACAGCUCCGCCGCAAAAGACACCGCGGACAAGCACGUCGAAGCUUCCCGUAUCCCGCAACGCCAGUGAAGACGACGGCAAGACCGACACUAUUCGGAUGCGACAGCAGAGUCCGCUCACCAUGUCAGCCAUAGCCUCCAAGCUGGCAGCCUCGGAGCGCGAGGCCGACGCGGCACGCGUCCGAGCCAAGCUCAAGGCCUUCCGUGGCGCGCAGAGACCGACUAUUGCCCCGACGGAGAAGGCUCGGUCGCCGAAACGCACGGAGCGUCACGUUCGUCAUCAUCGUCCGGAAGAAGAAGAUCGGGGAGUGGGGGACCACGAUGAUGCCGGUCACGACGAUGGCGGCCAGGACGUGGAUCCCGUAAAGCACGACGCGGAUGUUGAGCAGGAAAACGUCGAGAGCAGCAAGCCGGAGAAGCGCAAGAGGGACAGGAAGACGGGAGGCGGCAAAUCGUCUAGGAGGCGGAGUACGCUGAGUCCGUGGGAACUCGAUACCCUGAUCUCAGGCAAGGCUCAAUAA
Molecule: messenger RNA, 2265 nt
Organism: Geosmithia morbida
Lineage: Eukaryota; Fungi; Ascomycota; Sordariomycetes; Hypocreales; Bionectriaceae
Product: Afadin- and alpha -actinin-Binding
Exons: 2
Coding region: 1-2265 (754 amino acids)
Source: RefSeq, a predicted model, not a curated record